GGGAAAAUGGCGUCGUGGACGCCGGAUUUGCUUCACGCUUUGCAGAAACUCUUCGAGAACGGGAACGAGUCGGCCGGGAACGACGACGAUACCGGCCUGAAGCAAGAAGUGAGCGACGGAGGGGCCGCGAAGGCGGAGGAACCCGAAGACGACAGCGAGGACGACGACGACGACGGGAAGAAAGAACCGAGCUACACCAUCAAUUUCCAGCAAGAUCUCAACACCGAAGAUCUUUUCCUUCGGUUGGGGAACAGGACUCCGCUGACGAGCAGCUGUGAGACCCUGGUCGUCCGAAUUUUUCUGCCGGGAGAGACGAUGUCGACCAUCACUUCAAGGCUGAAGCCGCGUCAUCUCAAGGUCAAAGGUCAAGGUUAUCGCCUCGGGCUGUACCUUCCCCAAAGGUGCGAUCCCCGUCGAUCCUCGGCCAAGUGGAGACCCGAGGAACAGACCCUGGAGAUCAGGGCACACCUCGUACGGGAACUGGAUCCUUUCAACUUCUGAACUUAUGGGGGGGGGGGAAAUUGACGU
Darwinula stevensoni is the source of this 528-nucleotide messenger RNA. The record is from the annotation of a GenBank genome assembly. NCBI's taxonomy places the organism in Eukaryota, Metazoa, Arthropoda, Ostracoda, Podocopida, Darwinulidae.